Lates calcarifer (barramundi perch) is the source of this 1785-nucleotide messenger RNA. It is a transcript of the gene tmlhe, whose product is annotated as trimethyllysine hydroxylase, epsilon. Gene Ontology annotation, cellular component: mitochondrion. The record is from RefSeq and is a predicted model, not a curated record. Lineage: Eukaryota; Metazoa; Chordata; Actinopteri; Centropomidae. The coding region runs from base 291 to 1532 and encodes 413 amino acids. The transcript has 7 exons. Gene Ontology annotation, biological process: carnitine biosynthetic process. Gene Ontology annotation, molecular function: iron ion binding; trimethyllysine dioxygenase activity.
GACGGUAGUUGUACGUGUGGUAAACCACUUCACCGGUGCUACAGUGUGAUGGUCCGACUGGCUUUCUUGUCCCUUUAAUAUGAAACCAAAUCACAGGAGAAACUGUCGUGUUUAAUAAUUAAUCUCUGUCAGUGUACUGAGGAAUUGUAUCGUGUGACAGUGAAGCUUAAACGGUGGUGAAGAGGGAGAGAAAAAGGCAUACUACUAUUCUUUCAGGGAGGGGGGUCAGUCACUGCACGGUAACUUAGCGGUCUGUUCUAUUUUCCUGAGCAGAAAGUGUCUGUGUAGCGAUGUUAGGUGCAUUAAAGAGGACCGUGCGUCCCGCGCUGCAGCAGGCUCAGCUGCUGUCUGCUCUCAGACACACACACACACCAUGGACACAUAAGACGCAGGUCCGCGCCUGUGCUGCGACCUCUGCAACUCUUCACCUGCACCAGGACUCUCUCGAGCUCAACUAUGCGGGGACACAGAUGCAUUUUAACUACGUGUGGCUGCGGGAUCACUGCCGCUCCGUGUCGUCAUACAACUCCCAAACUAACCAAAGAAUCCUGGACACUGGCAGUAUAGACCUCAACAUCCGCCCGGACCGUACGGCAGUGGAAGAUGGCCAUCUCGUCCUCUCAUGGCCUGGUGGUCAUGUGUCAAAGUACAGUCUCAAUUGGCUAGCUGAGAACAGUUAUGAAGGAAAGAAGCAGAGCACUGUCCAGCCACGCAUCUUUUGGAACUCAGACAUCUACAAAAGUGCAAACAUACCAUCAGCCAAAUGGGACACAUUUAUGAGUUGUGAUGAUGAAGUGAAGAAGUUCCUCCAGAACUAUCUUCUGUACGGGAUCGCUUUCGUAGAUGAUGUCCCAGCUACAGUGGAGGCCACAGAGGCAGUUACCCAGAGGGUCAGUCUUAUCAGGGAGACCACAUAUGGAAGGACGUGGUGCUUUACUUCAGAUUUUUCCAGAGGAGACACUGCCUACAGCCAGCUGGCCCUGGAUCGUCACACUGACACCUCAUACUUUCAGGAACCAUGUGGAAUACAGGUUUUCCACUGCCUAAAGCAUGAAGGAACCGGGGGAAGGACACUACUUGUGGAUGGGUUCUAUGCUGCUGAAACAUUACGCCAGCGGUCACCUGAACAUUUUGAGCUGCUUUCCCGUGUGCCCAUUAGGCACGAGUACAUUGAAAACACUGACAACCAUAGAAACCACAUGACUGGCAUUGGCCCUGUGGUUAACGUCUAUCCUUGGAACAAUGAAAUUUACCUCAUCCGGUACAACAACUAUGAUCGAUCAGUGAUAAACACAAUCCCCCAUGGUGUUGUUCAGCAAUGGUAUGUGGCACAUCGAGAGCUGACAACAGAACUACGGCGACCAGAGAAUGAGCUAUGGGUGAAACUGUCUCCAGGGAAGGUGAUUUUCAUAGACAACUGGCGUGUCAUGCAUGGGAGGGAGUCAUUCACCGGCUUGAGACAACUCUGUGGAUGUUAUUUGACCAGAGACGAUGUCCUUAGCACUGCGCGUUGCUUUGGUUUACAAGCCUGAUCAUGGCUUUGAAAGAUGCUUCACUUCUGUGCCUUACUGCUUAGGUUUACUUAAAUCUGCACUGAAAGUCUUCUUCAAUCAGAACAAUCAAACAGCUUCACUACUGAGACACACCACAUUUUACUCAUCCUUGGUCAUUGCUGAUGAUGUUUGUUGUUUAUGUAUCAUUUUAAAUAGCUUGCUACCAUUGAACUCAUGUAAUCAUACAGUAUGAUCAUAUGAAAUGAUAAAAGGAGAAUGGGAUUGCACAAAA